Closterium sp. NIES-65 is the source of this 3531-nucleotide messenger RNA. NCBI's taxonomy places the organism in Eukaryota, Viridiplantae, Streptophyta, Zygnematophyceae, Desmidiales, Closteriaceae. The record is from the annotation of a GenBank genome assembly.
AUGUUCUUUUCGCAGCUAUUUUUGUCGAAGAAGGGCGCGCUCGGCCCGAUAUGGAUAGCGGCGCACCUGGAGCGGAAGCUGCGGAAGAAUCAGAUUUACGAAACCGACAUCCCGCAGACCGUCGACACCAUUCUUCACCCCGAGGUCCCCAUCGCGCUGCGGCUGUCGGGGCAUCUGCUGCUCGGCGUCGUGGGCUAUCUGUACGCGGAUUGCUCCGAUGCGGUGCUGCGCAUGAAGCAGGUAUUGGCGCGAGCAGCGGUGGACCUGCCCCCAGAGGCGGCAACGGCGUCGUUCCAUGCCAUCACUCUCCCUGAACACUUUGAACUCGAGGAGCUGCUCGCUCUGCCUGACGGCGUGUUCGAGCUGCAACCUGGGGCGGUGGACAAGAGUCUCACCACUCGAGAGCAAAUCACUCUACCGGAGCCGCCGCCUGUUGAUGAUGGCUACGCGUUUGGCUCGCAGUAUCGACUGGACGAGCAAUUCGCGGUGGUGGAGGAGGGUGCGGUGAUGCGGCUGGUGGAAGAAGGCGAGGAGGACGGCGAGCCAUGGCUUCCCCGUGACUUGGCCCACGAGGAGGCACGAGAGGGAGGCAAGGCGGGAGGGGAGGCGACGGCAGCGGAUGAAGGGAGGGAGGCGGAGGAGGUGGCGGAGGAGAGGGGGAUGGGGGGAGAAGGGGUUGUGGGGGCGGGGGGGGCGUAUGAGCCUGAAGCGGGCCUGGAGGGGUAUGAGCCUGAGGCAGGGCUCAUGGAGCCCAUGGAUCUGGACAUGGGGUUUGGCGCGGGGAUGGAGAUGGGUGGCGAUGGGUUGGGGAUGGGUGGAGAGGGGCGAGGAGUGGUGGGGGAGGAGGGAGUGGAGGCAACGCAGCCAGUGGAAGCAGCACAGGAGGAGGCUGAGAGGCGGGAGGUGGGGGCAGCAGGGGCGGCAGGGGAAACAGCAGAGGCAGCAGCAGGGCAGGAAGCAGGAGAAGCAGGGGCAGCAGAGACAGCAGAGACAGCAGCAGCUGAGGCGGCAGCAGGGGCAGAAGAAGGAGCAGAGAGAGGGGCAGGGGCCGCACAGGCAGAGGCGGAGGCAGGGGCAGAAGGAGGGGCAGGGGAAGAAGGGGAGGAGGUACCGGAGGUGGAGGCCGGGCCUGAACACCACGCUGCAGCUGCCGAGCCUGCUGAGGCUCCCGAGCCUGCGGACGAGGCUUGGGCGGGGCUGCCUCCAAGGCCCCCGAGGCGAGGGCAGGCGAAGAGGAAGCGAGGGGCAGCAGCAGGAGGGGAUGGUGUGGGGACGGUCUUAGACUCGCUCACUGUGCUGCCCUCUGAGUACGCCUUUCCCUCUUCUUCUCUCUUCCUUUCUCUUCCUUUCUCUGUCACCAUCACUGUUGCUCCCUUUGUCUGUGUGCCGGCCCUUCAAUCGACUCACAGGACAGUCUUAGACUCGCUCUCUGUGCUGCCCUCUGUGCCAUUUAUUCCUUCCUCGUUUCUCAGUCGCUGUUGCUGCCAUUCCCUUUCUCUGCGUGUCCGCCUUUGGAGUCGAGUCGACUCAGACAGUCCUCGACUCGCCCACCCUCUCUUCCGCCUUCCCCCUUCGCCCUCCCCCUCCCCCAACCACCACCAUCCGCCAGCAGCUCAUCUCCGCGGACGACCUCGUGAGGAACCAAGGCCUAGCCUCUCCCCCGCCCAUCUCCCCCGCCCAUCUCCCCCGCCCAUCUCCCCCGCCCAUCUCCCCCGCCCAUCUCCCCCGCCCAUCUCCCCCGCCCAUCUCCCCCGCCCAUCUCCCCCGCCCAUCUCCCCCGCCCAUCUCCCCUGCCUCACCCACUUUCUGCUACGCCUGCCCCCUCCAUUCCCCCCCCCCCCCCCCCCUCCCUCCCCCCUCAACAGAACCAUUCGCCAGCAGCUCAUCUCCCCGGACGACCUCGUGAGGAAGCGCCGCAAAGCCCCGCACACGCCGGUCCAGCUGGCAGCGCUCCAUUGGUCCGUGGCGGGCGUGGAGGGCCUGCAGGAGCCGGCUGUAGCACAGACUGUAUCACCGGCUGUAGCGGUGGGUCUUGCAGGGGGUGAAGCACGGGUAACAGAUGGUGGGGCGGCAGAUGGGGUGGCCUAUGCGUUUGCAGCAGAUGGUGUGGCGGGAGUGACAGCUGCAGCUGCUGAUGGUAUAGCUGAAGGGGAGGAGGGGGCGGGUCUUGGUUCGUUUUUGGCUCGGUUCUUCUCCAAGGCUUCGCCGAGCCUGCCGAGUAGGCCUGGAGAAAGGGGGACGGGGAGGAAGCGGGGCAGGGAGGAGGGGGAGGGGAUGGGGGUGGAGAGGAGGAGAGGGGAAGAGGAGGUGGAGAGGGAGGAAGACGUGGAAGGGGAGGCUAUGGCCAUGGAUGGAGGGGUGGAGAGGGAGGGGGUGGAAGCAGGUGUGGGGAGGGAAGAGGCAGGGAUGGGGAGGGAGGAGGAAGUAGGAGUGGCGAGGGAAGAAGUGGUGGAGGGGAGGGAGGAGGUAGAGGAAGUGGAAGUGGUAAGGGAGCACAUGGACGGGAGAGAUUCUGGCCCAGGGACUGCAACAGACGUUGCUGCUACAGCUGCUGCUGCUACAGGUGUUGCAAGAGGCACUCCGGCUCAGGCCCCUGAUGGAGAAGAGGGGGCGGGUUGGGUGCUGCGCCCUCACACCACCCCGGACAGUGCUGCUCCUGGGUUGGAGGGUAUGCCUGCUGUGCCCCCCACGCCCUUCACCCCCGGCUCUCCUGCUGCUCCUCUCUCCCCUGUCGCUCCUCUCUCUCCUGCUGCAAGUGGCGAGGGAGUAGCAGCAGGCGCAGAGGCAGAGGCGGCAAGAGGUGCAGAGGCAGCUGAUAAUGGUGCAGCUCCCGCUGAUGCUCGUGCUGCUGAUACUCAUGCUGCGGACGCUCAGUCCUUCCCUGCUGCUGGCGUCACACCAUCCACAGAGCCUUAUUUCCCUCCCAUGGACGCUGGGCUGAUGGAAGCCCCGGAGGAGGGGGCAUCGGAGGAGGAACGCGAGGGCAGCAGAGGAGAGGCAGUGGCAGAGGAGAGGGGGAGGGAAGCGGCAGCAGAAGGGAGGGGGAGAGAGGCCACUUUAGCAGCACUGCAUGUGUCGGAAGAGAACUUUUACUUCCUCAGAGAUGGAGGCGACAAAGAGGUGGACGAGUGGGACCCGAUGGGAUCAGGCAAGCGCAAGGCAGCAGCAGCAGAGGGGCCCACAGAUGACUUCUCCAGCUGGAGCUGGCGCACCAGAGGUGCUGCCAAGUUUCUGCAGCAUUCGUUGACAGCUCUGGCGGAGCAGCAGGCACUGGCGGGCAAUGGAAGGGGGGGAGCAGCAGCAGCAGCAGCAGUGGGGACAGAGGAAUCGGUGGGGGUGGAGUCGGCGCGAUCGCAGCCGUCGGUGUCGCUGCUGGCGGUGGUGAAGGGACGGCCAAGACGAGAGGCUGCUCGGAUGUUCUUUGAGACCCUCGUGCUGAAGACGAGGGACUUCAUUCAAGUGCAGCAGACAGAGCCGUAUGGUGACAUCAGCAUCACAGCACAGGAUCCCCUCAUGCAAGCCGCCCUCUGA